GUGCAUUUAAACUUGCUACUCAUGUAGCAGAUUCACUGCCAAGGGCAUAAUGGUAUGACGAUUGGAAGUCAUCCUUCUGUACAAACACACUCAAACAGCAUUGAGUUGAAGCCCGGAAGGCAGUGGGUGCAGUAGCUAUUGAAGCUGAUGGCUGGAAAAUCAGGGUCAACGCCAACGACAUAUUCACCGUCUCCAGCAACGCGCAAGAAGAAGAGAAUCCCCAUUGCUGAUGCUGAUUGGGUUCGUCCUGAUAAUCGUGGCUUCUAUCAGUGCCGUCCUGCUUAUCUGAGGACUGGUGCUGUGAGUACAGCUGCAGGAUCAGCAUAUGCAGAGUUUGGAAACACCAAGGUAAUCGUAUCUGUGUUUGGGCCAAGGGAAAGUAAAAAGGCAAUGAUGUACAGUGAUACAGGACGCUUGAAUUGUAAUGUUAGUUACACAAGUUUUGCCUCCCCUAAUCGUGGGCAGGGAUCCGACAACAAGGAACUUUCUUCAAUGUUACACAAAGCUUUAGAGGGUGUUAUAAUUCUGGAUUCCUUCCCAAAAACUUGUGUGGAUGUUUUUGCUUUGGUAUUGGAAUCUGGUGGAAGUGAUCUCCCCGUGGUCAUAUCAUGUGCUAGUCUAGCUUUAGCAGAUGCAGGAAUUUUGCUAUAUGACUUGGUUGCCUCAGUUUCUGUAUCUUGUAUUGGAAAGAACUUUGUCAUUGAUCCCAUUUCCGAGGAAGAAAGCUACCAAGAUGGAAGCUUAAUGAUAACUUGUAUGCCUUCGCGUAAUGAGGUCACUCAACUGAUUGUAUCUGGAGGAUGGUCAACACCAAAGAUUAACGAGGCAAUGGAGCUAUGUCUUGGUGCUUGCUCCAAACUGGGAGAGGUUAUGAGAUCGUGUUUAAAAGAUGUUGUCACUGAUUUAAAAGAAUAGAGCAUUCUACUUUGUGCCUUAGCGUAAUUAAGUCUCUACGCUUGUUUUUGUCAUCUCAAAAAGUGGAAGUUCUUUAGGUGUCAUACAUCCUUGUAGAAAAAAAGUUGGCAUGAUCUACCCAUCACUAGCUGCAACAGCCAGCCCAAUCAAGUUGUGAUCUGCUUGUAGUAUAUAUGUGCUUGAUUGUGAAACUUGCAAGUUGUGUGACAUGAAACAUGCAAAUGUUUGGAUUAAAACUUAUGUGAACCAAAACAAGUAACCUUUUUUGAACAUUUAAAUUCCAGUUAUUAUACAAGAAGUUGUUCAUUCA
Solanum tuberosum (potato) is the source of this 1225-nucleotide messenger RNA. RefSeq names its product exosome complex component MTR3. Gene Ontology annotation, biological process: nuclear mRNA surveillance; rRNA catabolic process; poly(A)-dependent snoRNA 3'-end processing. Lineage: Eukaryota; Viridiplantae; Streptophyta; Magnoliopsida; Solanales; Solanaceae. The record is from RefSeq and is a predicted model, not a curated record. Gene Ontology annotation, molecular function: RNA binding. Bases 148 to 915 code for a protein of 255 amino acids. Gene Ontology annotation, cellular component: nuclear exosome (RNase complex); nucleolus; cytoplasmic exosome (RNase complex). The transcript is spliced from 2 exons.